UUGCCGGCUUGCUACUUGCCAGUUACUACAGAUAUUAACUAAAUUGCUUAUUGUUGUGGCCGUAAUUAAGAACGAGUGUGCUCAUAACCUAGGACACAUUGAUUGUUGCACAUAAAAGCAAAGCAAGCAUGCAUGUAAAUUCAAGUCGUACGCUAAAAUUAAAAAUUAAACAAAAUGGCAGUUGGUGGAGCACGCAGCAAUGUUCUUUGGGUGUGAGCGCCGGAUACUCGCUCAGAGAGAGCAAGAGAGCAUUAGAGAGAGAGAGAGGCGAAUAAGAUUGAAGUAGCGAGUCUUGAGUUAACGUGGAAAGUGUUUCAUGUUAUUGCUGGCACGGCUGCAAAAAUGACCGAUGAGCGCAACGGCAACGGCAAUAAGAGCAACAGCAACGUUAACAGCAGCAGCAGCAACAGUUCCACUAGCACCAUUGCCAAUUCCAGUCACAGCAGCAGCAACAACAUCAAUAAUAAUAAUAACAACAGCAGUCACAACAACGAGCGUCUCAUUGCAGAAGCUGCUGCUAAAUUUUUAUUAAAAAAUGGCAUAAAUGGCACAACAACAACAGCUGUAGCAGCAGCAGCAGCAGCAGCAGCGGCCGCUGCCAGUUUAUUAACAGCAACAUUUCAACUGCCGGCAGCAGCCAAUACAUCAACAGCCAAUACAACAACAACAACAUUGCCUUUAGCAUUGACAACGACAUCCAAUGGCAGCACGCCCAGCCAAACAGCAACUAAAGUUAAUAGCAGCAGCAGCAGCAGUAGCUCCCAAAGUAUUGCAAUGGCGACGGCAGCCAUUGGAGCAGCAGCAGCAGCAGCGCCAAAGCCUAAUCUGGAUGUCAUGGCCAGCGUGCUGGACUAUAGUGCUUUAAAUGGGCCAAGUGUUGCCAAGAGCAGCAAAUUUCCCAGUAGUGGCAAUGGAAUUGGCGGCAGCGGCAGCUUUGAUAUGGGCAGGCAUCCAAUAUCAACGCAAAGCAACAAUAACUUGGGCGGCUUGGGCGGUCGAUUGCAGUUUUUUAAAGAUGGUAAAUUCAUAUUGGAAUUGGCACGCGCCAAGGAUGGUGAUAAGGGCGGUUGGGUCUCUGUGCCGCGUAAAGCGUUUCGCGCGCCCUCGGCGGCCACCUCAGCCACAGUAACACCUACGUCGGCCGUGACCACAACGUAUCCAAAGAACGAAAACUCCACAUCAUUGAGCUUUUCGGAUGACAACAGUUCCAUACAAUCAUCGCCUUGGCAACGUGAUCAGCCCUGGAAACAGACGCGACCACGACGUAACAUUUCUAAAGAGCUUUCACUUUACUAUCAGCGUCCCAGGCACAGUGUGCUCAACCAAAGUGCAAGACAAGCGGCGCUACGCAAGCGACGUCGCCCCUAUGAGCCCAAUAGCCUUGCUAGCGAAGAGCAGCAACAGCAGACAAUUUUUGAGCGCAUACCGUUGAAGGAGAAUGCGGAUGAGACACUUAAAGCGACAGAAAUUGAUGCCAAAGCAAUGGAGGAAGAUAAACAACAGUCUGAGAAGGAGCAGGAGCCAGUGUCGGAGUCGGAGCCAGAGCUUAAAACGGAAGCAAGCAAAGAGCUAACGGCAACGGCUGAUGACAAUAAGUUGGACAGCGCAGAGUCUAAUAAUAAAACUGCUGCUGCUGCAUCAGAGGCGGAGGCGGAUGCAACGACUGUAGAGAAAAUGAACACAAGCGAGGAUGAAGAUGCCAUGUCGGUGACAGUGGAUGAGCAAGCAACGACAGCGACAGCAACAGCAGCCAGCAGCAACUUGCUAAACGGCAAUGUGACUGAAGUAAACGGCGACAGAAAGUGUGAGACGACGGCUGACAGCGAGCUGAAAGAAAAGACAACAAUGACAGACAUAAGACUUAAAAAGCAGAAAACCCGAGCCAAGCUCAAUAGCAUCAUACAGAAAUUGAUUGAUGGCGUGCCAGCGCGACUGGAGCAAUUGUCCAAGACAGCAGCAGCAGCAACGCUGGCAACAGCAAUUGGCAAUGGCAAUGUUGGCGUUGCCAGCGGCAGUCUAAGUCACAACUUGGCACACAAGGUGUCGCCGCCAGCGUCUACUGCAGCAGCCAGCCGCCUGGUUGACUAUCAUCAUCAGCAUGUUUCGCCGCGCAAGCGCAUUUUGCGUGAAUUCGAAAAAGUGUCUCUGGAGGAUAACAGCAGCAGCAGCCAAGCAGCAGGUGGAGCUGCAAAUGCCGCUGUGGGCGGUAAGCGCAGUCGCGCUAAGAGCGGCAGCACGCCAACAACAAGCAGCAAUAGCUGCUUGGGCAGCAGAACAGCGCCCAUUAAUCUGGCGCCGCCACAAGCCAAAGCAAUUGCAACAGGAACGCUUACGCCAACAUCAACAGCAACAACAACAGCAGCAGCGGCAACGCAGCAACCAACACGACUGAACAGCAGCUAUAGUAUACACUCACUGCUUGGUGGCAACAGCAGCUCAAGCUGUGGCAACUCUUCUACUAAGAAAAUGAAUGAGCAACCCGCAACAGCAGCCAUCAUCAGCAAUGUGCAUCACUCGCAGCAGCAUCAAGCAUUGUAUGCACAUGCAGCAAACUAUACGCGCGCUCUGUUGAGCUCACCCAAGUCGCCGGAGAGCAGCAACAGCAAUGGUGGCAAGUCGCCCUCACAUUCAGCUAGCAAAAAGCAACGUUCACCGCCCUAUGCUAGCACGGGCUCGCCCUUGCCACUGGACUUUGCCAGACGCACGCCACCAGCAGCAGCAGCAGCUGAUAGCUACAAGCUUGCUCAAGCGCAGGCGCUCCAGUUGCAACAUCAUUCCUUUUACGCGCCGUACUCGCCACACAUUCCACAACGUGACUUGUUAUCACCGCCACGCUCAGCCAGCGCCUCGCCGCGCGAACCAAGCGCCUUAACGCCACAUCGCACGGUGCCCAAGAAGACUGCCUCCAUACGACGUGAGUUCGCCUCACCCACCACCAGCAACAGCAGCAGCAGCAAUACAACCAACACGAACUGCUCCUCACCAGUCGGCGGUGAACGCAGCAGCACUGCAUCGCCGGAGCGACGACACUUGCAACUGCAGCGUAGUUCACCCAAUGCGGCUGCAGCUGCGGCAGCUGCAGUUGCUGCCGCUGCAGCAGCAAAUGCACCUUUGGCCUAUUACAUGUAUCCAACGGUGGCGGCGCAGUUGAACGGCAGCAGUGGCAGCAAUGCGGCAAGUCCACAUGCUUGUGCUACGGCCGUUGCCACGCCCACAACAAGCAGUGCGGCUGCUGUCGCGGCAGCAGCUGCUGCUGCAUACAUUCCAACGGUAGUUACACCCACUGUUUAUCAUCCAUACAUAUCGCCAUUGAGCGCCAUGCACUGGUUGCAUCAUUAUCCAACGGGUGCAGCGUCAUUGUUGCCACCGCCACCACCACCAAGACAUCCAACGCAUCCACAUGCUCAUACGCAAUCAAGCGCCGCCGCCGCCGCAGCAGCAGCAGCGGCUGCAGCAAGACUUUCACCCCAAUCACCAUAUCAUCCAUUUGGUUACAAUGGCAUGAGUGCCGCAGCUGUGGCUGCCGCAGCAGCGGCUGCUUCUGCAUUUGGACAACCCGCAGCGACGGCGGCACAAACGCAUUUGGCGCAAUCGCAUGCGCUGCUGCCGCCACCCACACACUUGGCCGAGCAUCGAGCGCAUACGCCAAAACUGACUGAUUCUUGUACUGACCAAAUGUAUGCAGCGUCCAGUCAACGCAGCACCAACAACAACACCACCACCACCACCGUCUCCAAUUCCCCGGUCAGCUCCAACGCUGGCAAUGUUGGCAACUCAGUACAAUCCGCAAUGUUUCAAAAUAGUAGUCUAAGGAAUGAACCAAGUUCAGACUUACCACUGAAUCUAUCAAAGCACUGAGACAAAUUGCGUUCCACAUCCCUUAAGUUGGAUAAAUCUUCGAUUUUAGUUACAUGCUUGCACUAAUAGCGCUUAAGAGGACAUUCAUAAACUACAUAAAUUAUAACAUAAGUUAGCUGUUAUUUUAAUUGUAAACGCAUUGUUUUGGAAAUUAAGCUAAUUUAGGUUUGCUAAUUUUGUAAGGCCCAUAAAUCGGACUAACUAAUUAUCUAGCAUGCUGCUUAAAGUGUUUAUAAAGCAGUUGCCAAAACUGUUCGGUUCGCUUAAUCGUGUUACUGUUUUUUUUCGGCCUGCAAAUUUGUAUUUUACAUUUUCACAUACACACACACACACACACACACACAUAGAAUUGCACGUCCUAAAGAAUCUCAACGAAAAUAUUUUAUAUAUUGAGUCAACUUUAAAUACGCGCCUAGUACUUAUUGUUAUUUUAAUAACAAUAAAUAUUCAUUUGUGUAUUGCACACAAGUUGGCUUUAGGAAUUUUUUAAAAUUCAAUUUCCUGAAAACAGACUGAACUUACACACAACUCUUUCUUUUUUUUUUAAAGAAAAACGAAAAUAUAUACAAAGUAAAUUUGAUUUUUUAUAGAAUGCGCGUGCCUUUCAACAUGAAUAUAAAAACCUAGGAAUUUAAACAAUAUAAAAAGGAGAGAUAUAACUACUUACAAGACAAAUACUAGUUACAAAUUGAUACAUUCGCAGUUACUACACAUAGAGGUCCAAAUGCAGUUGCAUAAGCUGCUAAAAAUUUAAUUGAACGACUAAUUUUUGUAUUGAGUAGUUAGCCAUACAUAAAAGUUUAUAUAUUUUAAAUGAUCAUAUCUAACGAAGAUUAUUUGAAAUGCAUGUGAAAAUGACAAAGGUUGAACACUUAACACGUCUUCAACUUUUUUCAUUAAAUACAAAGUAGUUAUUUGUAUGUAUGGAUACUAUGUCCAUUUAAUUGUUGUCUUCAAGCUAAAUCUAAUUUUUUUGACUUAACUUGCACUCACCAAUUGAUAUAUUGUUAUAACGCCCAGUAUGGUUUUACUUAAUACAAAAGUCAGUCACUUCAUCAAACUAUGAUUGCAAAGAGAAAUGUACAAAAAACAUAUACAGAAAGAAAAUAUUUACAACAAAGAUGAAAACCUAUAUAUUUCGUACAACUGUUAACUGCAACUAAUACAAAUAAUGAAUAAUAAAUGCAUACAGAGUAUAUUCCUAAAAGUAAAAAACAA
Molecule: messenger RNA, 5076 nt
Organism: Drosophila busckii
Lineage: Eukaryota; Metazoa; Arthropoda; Insecta; Diptera; Drosophilidae
Gene: H
Product: protein hairless
Exons: 6
Coding region: 343-3858 (1171 amino acids)
Source: RefSeq, a predicted model, not a curated record